AUGGCAGCCAGUCCGAAGGGGAGGCAGAAUGCAACAAAAGAAGAGGCAGAACCACAGCCACAUCCAGAUUCAUGCGUUGCAAAAGCCAACAAUCCUCACCAAAACUGUCGUCGUCUUCUUCCGGCACCACUCGACUUGCCCGUGAAUGUGCGUGUCUGCACUCAAAAGUCGACGCUCAAGCACAAUCUAGCGCAUGCAGACUCAGACGCACAGGUCGAAGCGCAACGACCGAGCACCGCAAAUGCAAACGCAAAUGCGAAUGCGUUUGCGUUGAAACGCGAGGACCACACAGGGUUUUGGACCGCAGCAAUCCAAUGGACGGGGAGGGUGAUGGAUUGGCCGUGCGUGUACGUGUAA
Pochonia chlamydosporia 170 is the source of this 357-nucleotide messenger RNA. RefSeq lists its product as hypothetical. The record is from RefSeq and is a predicted model, not a curated record. The transcript has a single exon. The coding region runs from base 1 to 357 and encodes 118 amino acids. Lineage: Eukaryota; Fungi; Ascomycota; Sordariomycetes; Hypocreales; Clavicipitaceae.